AUGAAUCUUGUCAAGGUAGCAAAAUCACGUCUGCAAAUAAUGAGGGAAAAAGAUUGGGAUGUAUUGCUUGAUGAUGUUUCUAAGUUUUGUAGCAAAUAUGAACUGGAUGUGCUUGACAUGGAAGAUGAGUUUGUAGCUCGAAAAAAAGGAAGACGUAGAGCUGAGAAAAUGAAGAAUCUCCACUAUUAUCGAGUUGAGCUAUUUUGUUCUGUUAUUGACUUGCAAGCUCAAGAGUUGAAUCAACGUUUUGAUGAAGUCAACACAGACUUAGUUUUAUGCAUGUCAUGUUUUGAUCCUAGGGAUUUAUUUUCUGCAUUUGAUUUGGAGAAGCUGCUUCGUCUUGCACGGUAUUAUCCUUCUGAAUUUUCUGAAGUUGCUUUGUCCGAGCUUAAAAGUCAACUUGUGAACUUUAUUUUCGAUGUGCGCAUAGAUGAAAAGUUUUCACAAAUAUCAGGAAUCAGUGGUCUUGCUCAAAAGAUGGUUUCUACAAGGAAACAUGAAGUUUUUCCAAUGGUUUAUUCAUUAGUUAAGUUGUCAUUGAUCUUACCAGUUGCCACUGCAUCAGUAGAAAGAGUCUUUUCAGCAAUGAAGAUCAUCAAGACUUCUCUACCGGUUUCAGAAGAAGAAGAAUAG
Molecule: messenger RNA, 633 nt
Organism: Salvia splendens (bonfire salvia)
Lineage: Eukaryota; Viridiplantae; Streptophyta; Magnoliopsida; Lamiales; Lamiaceae
Exons: 2
Coding region: 1-633 (210 amino acids)
Source: RefSeq, a predicted model, not a curated record